This is a messenger RNA of Bombyx mori (domestic silkworm), 827 nucleotides long. RefSeq lists its product as uncharacterized. The record is from RefSeq and is a predicted model, not a curated record. The coding region runs from base 198 to 695 and encodes 165 amino acids. Lineage: Eukaryota; Metazoa; Arthropoda; Insecta; Lepidoptera; Bombycidae. The transcript is spliced from 3 exons.
UAACGUUUAGUGACAAUGUCAAAUUAGAUUACAAAUCACCAUGUUCCACUGUUCUUAAUAAUAAAUAUGUAAAUAAAUUAAAAACAAUUUGAAAAACAACCUAAUACUACAAAAAUCAUGAAUAGAUUUUGAACAGUCUCAUAUUUUUAUGUAAACAAUAUCAUGAAGGGGGCUGUUUAAAGCCACUCCUGUUCAUAAUGGAGGGGAUGACUAAAGAGGAAAGUUACGCUGAGCGACGACAGUUAUUCAAAGAUAUAUGGAUCACAGCAUCCAAUAUGGAUUUAAAAGACAACGAAGUCACGACCAAACCAAGAGUCAUCAAAACCCUCCGCCUUGACGAUAUAGAUAGAUCUAUUGCUGGUAAAAAGAAAAAGGAACGCAUUAAAAACUUGCGAGCAGUUUGCAAUAAAAUUUUAGAAUUUUGCGAUCGACAAGACGCUGACGACAUACUUUAUCAUCAGGUGGUUGAAGACGAUCACUCACCAUGCUCGAAGGAAAUCGAUAGAAAAUCGCGGAAAAACAAAUUAUUGAGAAGAAAGCGUAAAAUUAAAACUCGGCGACAACUUUCGCCACCAGCUGAUACCUUGAACUGUGAAAAAAAAUUAAUUCAUUCUAAUAAAAAAUCAAGACAUACUUCUCCUAUAAAAAAUCCUGCUGUAGAAAAAAACAACAUACAUCUGAGUAGAAAAGUAUAAGUACACAAUUACACAGCUAAAAGAAUUACCAAAGAAAUAAAAAGUAAUAUGCCUCAGUUAUGACGAGAUUCUGAUGUGACAAUCUGUUCAAUGAACUUGAAAGCUAAAAUAAAAAAAUUCCAUCUAUAGCAA